UCCAAACCCUAACCCUCUUCUUCUCCAAAACCUUGAUCGUUACUAUCUCCAAACCCUAACCCUCCUCUUCUCCAAAAUUUCGCAGUCGCCUGCCGCACCACCAUCACAAGCAGAGUACCAUGUCUGUUUUACUUUCUACUCCAAACCCUAACCCAUCAACCGAUAUGGAUUCUUGAUGUAAAUCUCGCUAUUCCGAGCUCUCUGGUUCGAUUUUAGCUGAAUUGAGCUCCAGUGGUUGAGCGAAAGCUCUGUCGUUCGAUUACGAGAAGAGUUACAGGGGAUUUUUGGAGAAAUCUGCAGAUUUCGAGCUCCUUUUGCAUUGGUUUUGGCCGAAAUGGAGACUCCAGAGGUUUGAAAUUGGGAUUUGUGAGAGAAACUUAGAGAUUCAAGGAGUUUUUGUGUAGCAAAGCUCUCUGCGGCUUUAGUGGCGGACCUGCAGCAUCCUUAUGCAGUCCUUUGAAGGAAAUGCUUACAGAUUUCAGAUCUCUCGUUGCUUCUUUUAAAGGAGAGAUUCUGAUGACACUCAUGUAAAUGGGAGAUGGAUGUGCAGAUGGUGGCAUGGGAGUCCAUUUCCUUUAUGUGGUUUCUCUUCUCAGUUCCUAUUUGGAUUUUGUUUUCUACGGUGGAUCUUGUGGUUUCCUUGUAGGGAUUGUCACAUGUCAGUUGUUGGUUCUACAGAAGAUUAUGUUGGAUCUCUGUUUCUUAGAAGAUCUGGUUUAUGCUUGGUGGUAUCAUGGCUUUGUGGGGGCCUUUUCUGUUGCUAGUCAAGGAGUAGCUCUUGGUGUUUGUCCGAUGCUUGCUACAGGAGUAAAGAAAAUUCAACAACUGCAAAGGAACCAUUAUUCAAUGGGAAAACUGAAUUCGACCAGGUCGAUAAGAUAUUUAGGACUCUCGGCACACCAAGUAGGAAUCCUAAAAUCGGCCACGGAAGAUGGAGAGAUUGGUUUUCGGUUCAGCAAUCUUCCUUGGUUAUGGUUUCUCAAAGGCAUCAGUCCUGUGGUGAUAUUGAAGAAUGCAGCUCAAGCGACGAGAUAUUCUGACCAAAACCAGCAGCAAUCUUCUAAGAUACAGCAAGACAUGUAAAAGCCUAAGAAGCAACUGCAACCUUGUUAUUUCCUUCUAUAAAGCCAGCUUCAGGAAAGAUAAAUGGGUGAUGUCUGAAUGCAAAUAUAGGGUCUGAGCUCUAAGUCAACGGAUGAAAAUGGGGAGUUACCAUGUGGAAGGAUCUCCAUUGUGAGGGUUGAUCAGACAGCUUGGCUUGAAUUGGGAGCACCCGCAGCACAUUGCAAGGGAAGUGGAAAUUGGUCCGUGCAGAUGCUGUAUAGUAUUUUUAAGUGAAAUGCCGAUUCGAAUGCAAUGGGUCUGGUCUUAAUCACGUUUCUACCAUUGCUUUGUGGUCACGCAGAAGCUGCAAGUGCUGCUUCCUGCAUACCUUUCAAAAAAAAAAAAACAGUGCUCCUUCCUGUUUGGGUACUUGAUUAUUAUCAAACCGACCAUUUUGGGGUAAUGUCUGAAUUUUUUAAAUUAAUUUAUGAAAAAUUGAAAUAAAGAAGAUAGAAAAUCGUAGAG
Messenger RNA from Magnolia sinica, 1569 nucleotides. RefSeq lists its product as uncharacterized. The transcript is spliced from 6 exons. The coding region runs from base 532 to 1083 and encodes 183 amino acids. The record is from RefSeq and is a predicted model, not a curated record. NCBI's taxonomy places the organism in Eukaryota, Viridiplantae, Streptophyta, Magnoliopsida, Magnoliales, Magnoliaceae.